This is a messenger RNA of Gongylonema pulchrum, 831 nucleotides long. The record is from the annotation of a GenBank genome assembly. Lineage: Eukaryota; Metazoa; Nematoda; Chromadorea; Rhabditida; Gongylonematidae.
GUGAAGCUAGAUGAAAAUGACGGCGCUCUGAGUGGCCGAAUUCAAUUCAGUGAGGAGCUACAGAGAACGAAUUUUUCAGCAAAAGUUGUAGAAAUAUGGCCCAGUGAAAGAAGCUUGUACAGUGUUCGAAACAUGUAUGAGUGGCGCCAAGGCGUAGGCUUUAUGGCGAGAUCAGAAAGAGAAGAGGAUAUGGCGAAGUACGAGUCAAUUGUUCGUCCAGUCAGUCGCCCAGUAAUGCGUAUCGUUACUGUUCUGGUGAAGCCGUUUGUGAUGCUAAAACGAGUAAUUCCUGGUGAGCCGAAGCGAAUCGGUAAUGAUCGCUUCGAAGGUUACUGCGUCGAUUUAAUUAAACUACUGGCAACUAACAUCAGUGGCUUUGGGUCCUAUGAAAUAUUCAUAGCAGAUGGAAACAAAUAUGGCCAGCGCCAGGAUGACGGCUCCUGGGACGGAAUGAUCGGAUACUUACUCAACGAGGCAUAUAUGCAGACAGCAGACGUUGCGGUAGCACCACUGACGAUCAAUCAGGCACGUGAGCGUGUUGUGGACUUCUCGAAACCGUUCAUGACCACCGGGAUUAGUAUUAUGAUCAAGAAACCGGAGAAACAAGAAUUCAACGUCUUUUCAUUUAUGCAACCUCUGGGAACAAACAUUUGGUUCCUGAUACUUUGCUCGUAUGUAGGAGUAUCACUGACGAUAUUUCUGGUGAGCUCGUUCAGUCCAUACGAAACUCGUACGCAAGCGGAACUGCCAACGCGGCUUUCACUAUAUAACAGCUUAUGGUUUACUUUAUCGUCAUUCAUGCAGCAGGGUACGGAUAUCUUACCGCGGUAA